UGCAGACCAGCUUCGAAACACGUCAUUUUACUUCUGGAAAAGAAGCAGGAAGUCACUGUGGGUGGAGAGAGAAUUCGGUCUGAUUUGUUUUUGUGGAAGAGCCUACCGCCUACGGAAUGCAAUGAGCCGAAUUCUCCACAAUACGCCUUUAUUAAAUAAACCUGUGCACAAUGAAAAGAUAAAUAGUGAAUGGUCUCCCGCGAAAUAUCAACGAGGCCCAGGAGUGUUGUUGGAGGGAAAGUUGCUGGACGUGUCAAGACAUUCCAUUACUGAUGUCAACAACCUGAAGGUGCGUUUCUAUGUCGUGUACAUCAAGCCCAGUCGCAUCCAUCAAAGACGGUAUGAUGCCUGCGGGACAGAGGUGGAGCCAAAUUUUAGCGACACCAAGAAAGUCAACACAGGCUAUCUGAUGUCCUCCUUCAAAGUGGAGGCUAAGGGGGAGACGGAUCGUUUAAGUGAGGAGCAGUUGGCAGGCCUGCUGAAGCAAGACGAUCUGCUGGGGUUGACAGAGAAGCACCGUCCGUCUGGCACAUUUGCCUUCUGGUACCCCGAGGCUGAUAUGGACAAAACAGAGUUGGAAGUGGGCCAGGAUGUCAGGCUGAAGACCAGUGGAGACGGACCAUUCAUCUACUCCCUUGCCAAAGUGGAUGGAGGCACCGUCACCAAGUGUAACUUCGCUGGAGAUGAAAAAGCGGGAGCGUCAUGGACCGAUAAGAUUCUGUCCAAUCGGGCAGAAUCAGGAAGUGAGCAGCGGCCAGUAGGAGGAGAAGGUGCAGGAGCCGAAGAAGAUGAAUGGGACGAUUAACGAAAGGAGGGAAAGUUAUUAUACAAGAUUAUCAUAUUUUCUGGGCCUUCUCCUAACUAUCUCAUUAUUGUGUGUGUGUUCCUCACAGUGUAGUAUGUCUCACGUAUUGCUGAAAUCUGACAAACUCUUC
This is a messenger RNA of Osmerus eperlanus (European smelt), 935 nucleotides long. RefSeq names its product actin related protein 2/3 complex inhibitor (gene arpin). Gene Ontology annotation, biological process: negative regulation of actin nucleation. The coding region runs from base 122 to 805 and encodes 227 amino acids. The record is from RefSeq and is a predicted model, not a curated record. Lineage: Eukaryota; Metazoa; Chordata; Actinopteri; Osmeriformes; Osmeridae. The transcript has 6 exons.